Drosophila subobscura is the source of this 342-nucleotide messenger RNA. RefSeq lists its product as uncharacterized. The transcript is spliced from 2 exons. The coding region runs from base 35 to 259 and encodes 74 amino acids. The record is from RefSeq and is a predicted model, not a curated record. Lineage: Eukaryota; Metazoa; Arthropoda; Insecta; Diptera; Drosophilidae.
UGUCUUCGAGCCAAAUCGCGCCGAUUUUCGACCCAUGACUGAUGAGAAAGGUGUCUACGUGCGACACAUUGAGCAAUCCAUAGACGUAAACAUUCGUACGCAUCCCAUCAAUCAACUAAAGCGCAACUACGGUGCUCAAACGAAACCCAUUCAGAUAUCUGUGAACCAUCCGUUUCUGUUUUUCAUCAUCGAUCGAGAGCUGGACGUGGCGGUGAUGGCGGGCCGCAUACUGAAUCCAUUGAAUGUGCGCAUCCAAUGAUGCAAGACGAAGGUCGCGAGUAACGAAAGUGAAGUUGGGUCAUUGUUCCCUUGUUUCCUGGUGCCUACUAAUCUGCAAGAAAA